ACACUGAAACCCUUUCACACUCUAAUGCCUUAACUGCGACUCAAUCUCACUAGCCGACUUCCUGUAUCAAUUAAUACUCUUGUGAUUUCAAUUUGCGGCGCUAAACGAGUGUAGUGCCUGAUGGAUUCAUUUUGCCUACCAAAUAUGAGCACAUCGCACAUACAAUCCGCAGACAAUCCAAAGAGCCGCCAGUUUAAGGGAGUCCGACAGAGAAAAUGGGGAAAAUGGGUGUCUGAAGUGCGGAUUCCCAAUUGCAAAGGCAGGAUUUGGCUGGGCUCGUAUGAUACCGCCGAGCAGGCAGCCCGUGCUUUCGACGCCGCCACUUAUUGCCUUCGGGGAGCUGGUGCGAAAUUCAAUUUCCCCAAUUCCAUACCCGCCAUUCCCUGUGCAUCGUCUCUUUCCCCUCAACAAAUUCGGCUCGCCGCAGCCAAUUAUGCCCUGGCCCGAAUUCCUCGUACGGAUAACACCAGUAAUCUGACUGAGAAAGCAGUUUCGCCGUCAAGAUCGUCCCUCAUUGCAGAAACUACGAAAAAUUUGAGUGACGCCAUUGAAUUCAAUUCCGAGGAGCUCGACCGUACAGUGUGGGAUUCCUUGUUAGCGGAUCUAGAGUGCAAUCAGUCCUUAAAUGUCAUGAAUUUCCCGUUUUCUGACGCAGUGACGUCACCAAGAGAAGAGCAGGGGCCUGUUUUGUUGUGGGAUUUGUGACGAAAGAAAAGAAGGGGGAUUUCUUUUCAAUGCUAGGUUCCCAUUAGGCACUUGUGAACGCCAUCAUUGCUCCAUUAAUAUCUGUUAUGGAAUUGCAUUUUUAUGUUUAAACAUUCUAGGACAUUAAAGUAUCAUUAUUCUUUGCGAAAAAAAUAUCAACAGAUUUUGGUCAA
Molecule: messenger RNA, 878 nt
Organism: Cryptomeria japonica (Japanese cedar)
Lineage: Eukaryota; Viridiplantae; Streptophyta; Pinopsida; Cupressales; Cupressaceae
Product: ethylene-responsive transcription factor ERF018
Exons: 1
Coding region: 121-705 (194 amino acids)
Biological process (GO): regulation of DNA-templated transcription
Molecular function (GO): DNA binding; DNA-binding transcription factor activity
Source: RefSeq, a predicted model, not a curated record